GAAGAAGAAGAAAAAGAAGAAGUAGUAGCUAAGUGUAGAAAGAAUAAGAAAGGAAGGAGGAAGAGGAAGAUGAUAAAAGGACAAGAAAAAUAGCUUGUUAUUGUUAUCAUUUAUUUAUUUAUUUGGCGUGACAUAUUGAGACAGGAAAGAACACACAAAGGAACACAAACGAAGAACGAGAAGAAACGGCAGCAGACUUCUUGGCCCAUUAUUACCAAGAUAUACAGACACACAGACGUACAGACAGACAGCCAGACAGUUGCGUUGUGUUAGCGGUAAAGGAAAGAAACAAAGUGAAGUGACAAAUAGUGACAAGUGAGGAGUGAAAGAUUAGGUGAAGCAAAACUUGAAUAAAACAGAUAAAGUGAUAAGUUACAAACACAACCCCCCCUCUCUCUCUCUCUCUCUCUCUCUCUCUCUCUCUCUCUCUCUCUCUCUCUCUCUCUCUCUCUCUCUCUCCCCAAACAUCACUAAACUUCUCAAACACUCCCUAACUCUCCCUCUUCCUCUCCCUUCCACAUCCUUCUUUCCUCUCCCUCCCUUCUCUCCCUGCUCUUCACCUCAAACCUCCCACUCCCCUCCCCCCCACCGCGCCGCGUGAGUUAUGAGUGUGGAGGCGCCCCUGCCGUGCGGGGGUGAAGGGGCGGCCGACCCCCGCUACAGGCAGACAGACAGAGGGCGGGGACGUGUGCUGCGGCCACAGAUGAGCGCUCAGGAGAGCAUGGUGGGCGGCGGGGAGCGUGAGGGCGUGGUGGUGCUGGGUCCCGCGGUGCUGCGCCGCGCCACGUCGCUCAAGGAGGGGGAGCGCCGCGUCUCCAGGAGGAAAAACCGGCACUCUGUGGCUUUCACCGACGCCCCGGACAAUUAUUACGGCCGUGAACGAGUGCGCGCGCGCCUCUCCAGGUCAGGCGGCUCCCUCAGCACCACACACGAGGACGAACACUCUCCCCCACCCUCUCCUGACGGCGAACCCAGCCACAGCCAGGACCAGGGCCAGGGCACCAUCGCGCGCGGCCUGGCCAGGGUGCGCAGCCUCAGCUGGGGCAGAGAGCCCGGCGGCGGCGGAGGCGGAGGCGGGCCGCCCUUCGUGCAAUACUGCGACGAGGAAGGCGCCUGGAGGAGGAGAUCCCUGGCCAGGGGCGUGUCCCGCUGUGACCCGUGUGACCACUGCUUCAAGGUGAUGCUGAUUGGUGACUCUUGCGUGGGGAAGACCUGCCUGCUCACCAGAUUCAAAGAUGGCGCCUUUCUCUCCGGCACCUUCAUCUCCACCGUGGGCAUUGACUUCAGGAACAAGGUGGUGACGGUGGACGGGUCAAAGGUGAAGCUGCAGAUCUGGGACACGGCAGGACAGGAGCGCUUCAGGAGUGUCACCCACGCCUACUACAGAGACGCUCACGCCCUGCUUCUGCUGUACGACGUGAUGAACAAGAACAGCUACGACAACACGCGGGCCUGGCUGGCGGAGGUCCACGAGUACGCCCAGGACGAUGUGGUCAUAAUGCUCAUAGGCAACAAGUGUGAUGUGAAUGGAGACAGGGUGGUGAGGAGAGAGGAUGGGGAGAGGCUGGCCAGGGAGUACAAUGUGGCCUUCAUGGAAACCUCCGCCAAAACUGGACUAAAUGUUGACCUGGCUUUCCUUGCUGUGGCCAGGCAGCUGAAGGCAAGGAAGUCCACUAAUCCUAACGAGAGGCGAUUCAAUGUGGCGGAGUACGUGCGACAGGAGGCAAAGACUGAAGGAUGUGCCUGCAAUGUUGGCUAGUAGGAUCCUACAGGACUCCACUAGGACUCCUCCCACAUUCCCAGGACAUACCAGAAGGACUCUACCAUCUCCUGAUGAAGCGUGAGGCUACUUAGGACUACCAGGACCCCCACAUGAAGAUUGCAAACUAGUGAAGGAUUUUUGCAAGGACUUUUAAGGAUGUGUGUUGUGUGAGAGUGGUGUAGGACUCUCUCAAAGGACUUAUGAGGGUCCUAUAUAGCUUGGUGAUGGGUCCUAUACUGUGCUGAAGGACUUGCUUAACCUCUGAAGGACUCCAAGGAUAUAUACAAAGGUCCUAAAGGUUUGGUGAAGGACCUUAAGUUUUGUGAAAGACAUGGACUUGUGACCUUCUGAUAAGGAAUCCUAUGCUAUGUGAAGGAUGUGUAUUGCCAUAUAGGAUAUCUUAGGAUCUCUGAAGGACUCUGGGAACACAUCUUAAGGAUUAUCAAGUUUUUAAAGGAUAUUUGAUAUUUGAAAAGGAUAUAUUCUGACCUGUAGGAUGUUUUAGGAUCAUUGUGGGACUCCUGGAUGCAUAUUAAUGACUAGAAUGGAAGUCCUAUGCCAGAGAUAUCUGAAGUAUGUAAAGGAUGUAUUCUGAGGUGUAGGAUCACUUAGGAUAUGUGUAGGACUCUUGAACACAAUUGAGGGACUAUCACUGAGGUUGCAGGGACAAAAAGGAUGUGUAGGACUUUUGAUGCACUCCAGAAAUACACUGUAGGAUAUCUGAAGGAUGUGAGGAGUAAGAGAAAAGGGACACGAGGAAGACUAUGAAGGAUAUUUGAAGGAUUGUGUGUGUUAGGAGAAGGAUACUGGCAGGUGGUGAAGAAGAGAAGGAAGGAUUGUGGGUAAUGAUCUUAAUUCUGACACACAAGUUUAGAAGGACUUUUUAGCCUGUAAAAAUGAAGGAUGUUGUAGAAAGUGUGUGUGUGUGUGUGUGUGUGUGUGUGUGUGUGUGUGUGUGUGUGUGUGUGUGUGUGUGUGUGUGUGUGUGUGUGUGUAUUUGAAAAGAUUUGGAGAGCAUCUUUUCCCUAUUUAUUUUCUAAGCAGGAGAGAGAAAGAGAGAGAGUAUUGGGACCAGAAUAAAAUAACAAUCAUGUAGAAGAAAUAGAGAAAAAGAGUAUUAUUAGAAAAAUCACUUUAGAAUA
Portunus trituberculatus (swimming crab) is the source of this 2904-nucleotide messenger RNA. RefSeq names its product ras-related protein Rab-37-like. The transcript is spliced from 6 exons. Bases 605 to 1759 code for a protein of 384 amino acids. Gene Ontology annotation, molecular function: GTP binding; GTPase activity. Gene Ontology annotation, cellular component: plasma membrane; endosome; dendritic spine. NCBI's taxonomy places the organism in Eukaryota, Metazoa, Arthropoda, Malacostraca, Decapoda, Portunidae. Gene Ontology annotation, biological process: neurotransmitter receptor transport to postsynaptic membrane; cellular response to insulin stimulus; Golgi vesicle fusion to target membrane. The record is from RefSeq and is a predicted model, not a curated record.